AUGUUCUCUUCAGCCCGGCGCUGGCUGCAUCGGAACCGGACGCCAAUUGCCAUCGGCGUUGGAGUCGUCGGUGCUGGCUACGCCGUGACGCAGUAUGUGCUGUCCAAGAUCAACGAUGCGCGCGAGCGUAUGAGCAGCGACCGCAUCGCCAAGGAGAAUCUUCGCCGUCGAUUCGAGCAGAACCAGGAGGACUGCACGUUUACCGUCCUGGCUCUCCUGCCUACCGCCACCGGCAACGUCAUCACGGCUCUCAACACGGAGCGCAUCACCUACGAGAUCCAGCAGAUCAAGAGCUCGGCCAGGAGCCUCAAGGGCAUUCAGACGACUAGCCCGCCCAGUAUUGCCGACACCACCCUCACCGAAGAUGAUAGUAAGAGCACCAUCAGUGUGCCCGUUGACAUCGGCAUGCCCUUCACCACAGACGCUUCCCAACAGGAGCUCGCUCCUCCGAGACCACGAAAGACCAAGAGGCAGCUGUGGGAUGACCUCACCAUCAGCGCCAUUACGAGAUCGUUCACGCUCAUCUACACACUCGCCCUCCUUACCAUGCUCACCAGGGUCCAGCUAAACCUGCUGGGUCGACGCAGCUACUUAUCCAGCGUUGUCGCUCUCGCCACUGGCAGCCAACAGGCCACCAUCAACCUCGAGAACAAUGACGAUGAUAACCCCAACCAGACAUACGGCAGCGACUUCGACACGAACCGCAAGUACUUGACCUUUAGCUGGUGGUUGCUAAAUAAGGGGUGGAUUGAGGUCAUGCAACGCGUCGAGAGCUCUGUACGAACCGUCUUUGGCAGCCUCAGCCCCCGCGACCUUGUCACCUUUGACCGCGUCUCCCAGUUGACCGCAGAGGUCAGAAAGCUCAUUGAAGGAUCCUCCAACGAACGCAAGGGAUCGGAUUGGCUGGCCUUCCUGUUGCCCCCCAAAGACAAGGAAGACGAGGUCAUCCGUGAGUCUGGCAUCUUGGACGAUGCAGGCAUGGCCGCUCAGGACGGCGCCCAGGUUUCGCCCGCCGCGCUGAGGCGGCUGCUCGAUGAGACGGCCGAUCUAAUCGAAUCACCGGCCUUUUCACACGUCCUGACCUUGAUCCUCGACUCUGGAUUCUCGUUGCUAGUGGAUAAGAAGCUGGCUACCGAAGCUUUCGAGUUUUCUCUGGACGACGCCCCCACUGCUGUAGCAACGACAGCCAGCCUCAAGCGCACCAGGGCCAUUCUCCUGCCCAAGAUUCUCUCUGUUUUGACACGACAGGCUCACGUCAUUGGCAACGGCAUGCCGAAUGAGUAUCUCCAGGAAAUGGAGACGGUGCGCGAUCUCGAGGCCUUCUCCGCGGUUGUAUACUCUAGCAACUGGGAGAAUGAGAUGAAGGAAGAUGGGCUCAUGGAGAGCGCCGUGUACCUCAAGUCUGAAGACACCCAGUCUCAGUCCACUCAGGUCGAGAGCAGCGUCGUCAUUGUUGAGCCCCAGGCUGCUGCUGACCUUGAAGGCGCAUGGGCAAGGGCAGCGGACAAGAAAGCUUGA
Trichoderma aggressivum f. europaeum is the source of this 1518-nucleotide messenger RNA. RefSeq lists its product as uncharacterized. The coding region runs from base 1 to 1518 and encodes 505 amino acids. Gene Ontology annotation, biological process: protein import into peroxisome membrane. Gene Ontology annotation, cellular component: peroxisomal membrane. The record is from RefSeq and is a predicted model, not a curated record. Lineage: Eukaryota; Fungi; Ascomycota; Sordariomycetes; Hypocreales; Hypocreaceae. Gene Ontology annotation, molecular function: protein-macromolecule adaptor activity. The transcript is spliced from 3 exons.